UCACCCGCGGCCGGUUGCCGGGGUAACAGCAGCGGCCAUGGAGGGCGGCGGGCGGCCGUCGCUGGUGCAGGCCGCGCUGCUGGCUGCUAGCACCGCGCUCACCGCCCUCGUCUGCUCCGUGUACCGGCACAGGGCCCGCAUCGCCCGCGGCCUCGAGGGCGCCAGGAGGGUCCGGCUGGACGGGGACCUACGGGCGGUGCUGCUGGAAGCACCAGGGCGCUGCGUGCCCUACGCGGUCAUCGAAGGGGUGGUGCAGUCUGUGAAGGAGACCCUGAGCAGCCAGUUUGUGGAGAACUGCAAGGGCGUCGUGCAGCGGCUGACGCUGCAGGAGCACAAGAUGGUGUGGAACCGAACAACACACCUCUGGAACGACUAUGAGAAGAUCAUCCACCAGAGAACCAACACAACUCCCUUUGACCUGGUGCCUGUGGAGGAGGGCACCCCCAGCAUCACCGUGAGGGUGAUGAAGCCUCUGGAUGCGGCUGAGCUCAGCCUGGAGACGGUGUAUGAGAAAUUCCACCCCUCUGUCCAGUCCUUCACAGAUGUCAUCGGCCACUACAUCAGCGGGGAGCGCCCCAAGGGCAUCCAGGAGACAGAGCAGAUGCUGAAGGUGGGCACGGCGCUGACCGGGGUGGGCGAGCUGGUCCUGGAUAACGCCACCAUCAAGCUGCAGCCCCCGAAGCAGGGCAUGCCCUACUACCUGAGCGCCAUGGAUUUUGACUCCUUGCUCCACAGGCAAGAAUCCAGCGUCCGGUUCUGGAAAAUCCUGACUGUGGUUUUUGGCUUCGCUACCUGUGCCAUCCUCUUUGUCAUCCUCCGGAAGCAAUACCAGCACCACCGCGAGCGGCAGCACCUCAGGCAGAUGCAGGAUGAGUUCCGGCAGGCCCAGGAGCGCCUCAUGAGGGAAAUGAACGUGGAGGGGGGAGAGACACUCAAAAACGCCUGUGUCAUCUGCUUGAGCAACACCAAAUCCUGCGUGUUCCUGGAGUGUGGGCACGUGUGCUCCUGCAACGAGUGCUACCAGGCACUGCCUGAGCCCCGGCGGUGCCCCAUCUGCCGGCAGGGCAUCACCAGGGUGGUUCCUCUCUACAACAGUUAAAUUCA
Messenger RNA from Pezoporus flaviventris, 1104 nucleotides. RefSeq names its product mitochondrial E3 ubiquitin protein ligase 1 (gene MUL1). Gene Ontology annotation, molecular function: ubiquitin-protein transferase activity. The record is from RefSeq and is a predicted model, not a curated record. The transcript has 4 exons. Gene Ontology annotation, cellular component: mitochondrion. Bases 38 to 1099 code for a protein of 353 amino acids. Gene Ontology annotation, biological process: organelle organization; protein ubiquitination. Lineage: Eukaryota; Metazoa; Chordata; Aves; Psittaciformes; Psittacidae.